UUUUCUCCACCGUAGGAAGCUCGUGGACAAGUUCCAUAAGCCACGCUCCAAUCCUUCUCAACAUUCACUUUACCUUCCCAUCGCCCAAACCCUAGCUUCCACCAUGGCUCUCAUCCCCCGAGCCGCCCGUUUUGCCGCGCUCUCAGCCCAGAGCACUGCAGGGCUAACGGCGGCGCUUCCCUUCUCAUCCUCCUCUGCCCCUUCAUCCUCACCGGCGCCGUAUUCCCGGCCAGGCCCGCCAUCGACCUCAUCGCCGACGGGGAUCUCGAAGGCGGCGGAGUUCGUCAUCUCGAAGGUUGACGAUCUGCUUAAUUGGGCACGCCGUGGCUCAAUCUGGCCGAUGACUUUUGGGCUUGCUUGCUGUGCGGUCGAGAUGAUGCACACGGGCGCCGCGCGCUACGAUCUGGAUCGUUUCGGCGUCAUCUUUAGGCCUAGCCCUCGCCAGUCUGAUUGCAUGAUUGUGGCCGGUACUCUUACCAACAAGAUGGCUCCUGCUCUGCGCAAGUAA
Molecule: messenger RNA, 508 nt
Organism: Dendrobium catenatum
Lineage: Eukaryota; Viridiplantae; Streptophyta; Magnoliopsida; Asparagales; Orchidaceae
Product: NADH dehydrogenase [ubiquinone] iron-sulfur protein 7, mitochondrial-like
Exons: 1
Coding region: 104-508 (134 amino acids)
Biological process (GO): mitochondrial respiratory chain complex I assembly; aerobic respiration; electron transport coupled proton transport
Molecular function (GO): NADH dehydrogenase (ubiquinone) activity
Source: RefSeq, a predicted model, not a curated record